UGAGCUGUUAACGUUGCUUCAGUUUCUGUUUUUGUUUUUCUUGGUUUUACCAGCUGUAGGUGUCUGGAGCUUAACUAACAAGUCUUGUUAACACAGUGAUCACAUGACGCGUCGGGUUGGACCUUUAAGGGACACCGUACAUUCGCUAUCCAGCCGCUGACGUCACGACUGGCCUACAGGAUGUCUAAACUGGAACGUUUGAACGCUCGAGUGGCCAAGCUACUGACUGAAGUGGUGCAUGAGGUACUGGGGGUGGUGAAGGAGACGGUGUCAGAGUACCAGGAGAAAACUGCCAGAACACAGAGAGAGAACGACAGUCUAAAGAGAAGGCUGCAGGAGCUUGAGGAAAAGAUAACAAGAGAGAGCAUAGCUUUUCUACCAACAAGUAAUCCUUUACUGGAAGAAGAAGAAGACACGCAGAAUCAAGAGGAGGAUUUGGUGCUCGCUUUGGGACAGGACCUGGACUUCCCUCUCGCAGAGCCGAAACAGAUAAGCAGCCACAAACCUGACCAUGACGUGAAGCAAGAAUUGACACCACAGGAGAACUUCAAUGACACUGAACCGCAAGCUCAGUGCAACUCUGCACUAACAACUGAACAUUGCAUAGCACAACCAGAGGAGGUGACACACAUUCAUGAGGAUGCAAUGACAGUCCACACAUCACACAGUGCAGACACAGAAAUCAGUGUCUCAUCCAAUAAUGAGUGCACUUCUCACCCAAGCACCUCACUAGGGGUAAACCUGGCGAAUAUCAAAAGGGAGUUUGAACUAACACACUGCACAACAUUAGAACCACCGUCUCUUCAACAACAAUAUAGUGGAUGUGUAGAUUUAAGCUGCAACUCUUCUCGUCAGAACUCUGCUGAGACGCCCAGGUCGCCAGUUAGUGCCGAACCUUACGGUCGUGUCUUUGUUCACUCAAAUCAUGCCAUACCUAGGAGGCACGGCUUUGCAAAAACCAACAGGACUGCAUAUGACGGGAGAAAAAUCCGUAUGGAGCACUUCAGGAGAGAUGAAUCGCACUUGUGUGUUGUAUGUGGAAAGAGGUUCAGCAGGGUGGGGAACUUGAGAAUCCACCAACGUUGUCACACAGGAGAGAAGCCGUAUGGCUGCGUACAGUGUGGGAGACGUUUCAGUCAGGCAGGAGACCUGAAAAAACACAAGAGGGUCCACACGGGGGAGAAACCGUACUACUGCAACCAGUGUGGAAAGAGCUUCAGUCGGGGGGAGAAUCUGAAACGACAUCAGAAGAUACACGUUGGAGAGAUUUUACAGUUACAGCAAGUGUGGAGGGAGCAACAGCAAUGAUUGAUAUGCUAGACUGACUGCAUAUCAACUAAAUCAGCACACUGACUUUGUUUAGAAACUGUGAAGGAUCUUUUCUGGACUUUGCCCUUAGUUUAAGAAAUAGUUGCAAUUAUUUGCACAGAACACAUUGAAAGGCAAUUCUCUUGUAGCUCUUUGGGAACUGUAGUGUGUUACAAGGAGUUGUGCCGUUCUGGUGUGUAGCCAGCUGUGAGCUUGUUACGCUCGUCUUUUCAUCCCUCUGAUUGUGAUGAAACGGGGAUGUAAAAGGUAAUCAUAUAACCAAAGAGGCUAAAGCUUUACAGAUAGAGAUGCACUGAUUCUAUGAGUAUAUAAAUUGAUAUCUGUCUAAUGUUGGCUAACGUGAUUUGGUCAAUUGUGGAAUUUCACAUCAUGGAACUGUUGAAGAAAUGACCUCAAAGGUCGUCCACAGCCAUGAUACAUUCAUACAGGUGAUUACAAUUAUCACGGCUGAUUACAUGUGGCAUCUCUGUUGUUCUCCUGUUUGCUGUGUUGUACCUGUUGCACCACCAUCAUUCUUGUCAGUACAAAGAGUUUUGUACAUCAUUUAACCUCAACUUUAGUAGAGGUCUAAUCAGAAUAACUGACACACCUGCAGGGGUGUGUAGGGCUUUUAAGAUAGGCAUGAGUAAGUUGCACAUUUUAUUUUGCACCUUCAAUUGUCAACUUCAUUUUAUUACAAUGCAUAAUAUUAUCAGUAAUGGGUCAUACAAUACAAAAGGGAAACUUAAGACACUUAACAUUUUAGUUAUCUCUACUUUGUUGUAACAUCUAUUGUUGAUUUUGGACCAAAACAUUUAACUCCAGUGAGCCUUUGGUCUAAAGAGCAGAUAGAAACAUUGUAAGAUGACAGUGUUUUAUAUAUUGUGUAUAUUAUGAGUUUUCUCAAAUCAGUAAAUUUGGAAGACAAUUAUUCAAACUUUUAAAAAUCUGGAUAGCAUGAUUAUGAUUAAAAUUGCCUGAUUUCCAGACUGAUUGAAGUGUACUGUAUUCUGGAUAUAUUAAUUCAUUUUUUUUUUAUAGUUCUUAAUCAUAAAAGCCAGGAAAAUAGAGUUUGCACAGCAAAACAAUAAAUAUAUUUAUU
Molecule: messenger RNA, 2410 nt
Organism: Anoplopoma fimbria (sablefish)
Lineage: Eukaryota; Metazoa; Chordata; Actinopteri; Perciformes; Anoplopomatidae
Product: zinc finger protein 135-like
Exons: 3
Coding region: 181-1308 (375 amino acids)
Biological process (GO): regulation of transcription by RNA polymerase II
Molecular function (GO): DNA-binding transcription factor activity, RNA polymerase II-specific; RNA polymerase II cis-regulatory region sequence-specific DNA binding
Source: RefSeq, a predicted model, not a curated record